Molecule: messenger RNA, 582 nt
Organism: Staurois parvus
Lineage: Eukaryota; Metazoa; Chordata; Amphibia; Anura; Ranidae
Source: the annotation of a GenBank genome assembly
GUGGAAGGGAAGACAAUGGAGGCAUUGGCAGAGAGGGGUGAAAAAACACUGAAUGGAAGCCAUUGUAGGAAUUGGCAGAGAGGGGUGGAGGACACUAAAAAUGGAAGCCAAUUGAGAGGGGGGAUUGGUGGCAGAGAGGGGUAGAGGAAGUAGAAGGGAAGCCAAUGGAGGGAUUGGCAGAGAGGGGUGGAGGAUGUGGAAGGGAAGCCAAUGGAGGGAUUGGCAGAGAGGGGUGGAGGACGUGGAAGGGAAGCCAAUGGAAGGAUUGUCAGAGAGGGGUGGAGGACAUGGAAGGGAAGCCAAUGGAAGGAUUGGCAGAGAGGGGUGGAGAACGUGGAAGGGAAGCCAAUGGAGGGAUUGGCAGAGAGGGGUGGAGGACGUGGAAGGGAAGCCAAUGGAAGGAUUGUCAGAGAGGGGUGGAGGACAUGGAAGGGAAGCCAAUGGAAGGAUUGGCAGAGAGGGGUGGAGGACACUGAAUGGAAACCAAUGGAGGGAUUGGCAGAGGACUGGAGGACACUGAAUACAGCCCAGUGGAGGAAUUGGCAGAGAAAGGUGGUGGAAACUGAGCGGAUGGUAAGGUGG